Molecule: messenger RNA, 654 nt
Organism: Diachasma alloeum
Lineage: Eukaryota; Metazoa; Arthropoda; Insecta; Hymenoptera; Braconidae
Exons: 2
Coding region: 1-654 (217 amino acids)
Source: RefSeq, a predicted model, not a curated record
AUGAAAAUGAUGAGUGAUGAUAAAAUUGAAAGUUCUCAGGCGGGUAGCCCCACAGUGGAGCCAAUCAUCAUUACAGUCAACAAAGGUGGCCUCUUGGCCUCAGAUGCUACAAGAGGGGUAGGGUCUCAGACCCAACAGAGCUCUGAGUGGCUGAAAGCCUUCCAACGACUUGAAGAACUUGCCUCCGGUCUGGAGGAAUUCGUCCAGCCCAGGUCGAAUGUCCACAAGGAAAUCAAGUCCAAAGUGACUUCUUUGUGCAGCGUAGUCAGGAGACUCAAGGUCUUGGAAAGGCAGAGCGUCAGCAUCCAAAUCCAACCAUCCGAGAAAUCGCCGCGCAUGCGAUUGGACUCGGAGACGACGACUAAAGACUCAGAGAUAGAAGAUUCAGAUGUCGGGAGGGGCGACCGCGACAUCCGCAAGGCGCUCAGGAGAAAGCGGUCGAAGGACUCGCCGGGGAUGACCGAGCAAACUCUGAAGAAGCACAAGAAGCAGUCGCCUCCCAAACAGGAUGACCGAUCCGCCAAAGAGCCUAUAAAACAGGACUGGACAAGGGUCGAGCACAAGAAAGGGAGGAAGAAAGAGGAGAAGAUCGAGAAGAAGAAGAGCGACCUGCCCAAGAAGCCACCUCACAGGAAGAGGAAAAAGAAAAAAUAG